This is a messenger RNA of Alligator mississippiensis (American alligator), 2359 nucleotides long. It is a transcript of the gene SEL1L2, whose product is annotated as SEL1L2 adaptor subunit of SYVN1 ubiquitin ligase. Gene Ontology annotation, molecular function: protein binding. The transcript has 20 exons. Gene Ontology annotation, biological process: ERAD pathway. Gene Ontology annotation, cellular component: endoplasmic reticulum membrane. The record is from RefSeq and is a predicted model, not a curated record. Lineage: Eukaryota; Metazoa; Chordata; Crocodylia; Alligatoridae. The coding region runs from base 336 to 2276 and encodes 646 amino acids.
CCGGGGCCCCGCUGCACUGAGGUGUCCCCGCCCCUUGUGCCUGCUCAGCAGCACCUCGCGCCGCCCCUCCCCCGUGGACUGGGGCACUUGCGGGGGAGCGGGGCCCCGCCCCCCUCAGCGCCUCGCGCCCCAACGGGCAGCAACAGCAGACCCGCGCGCGCACAAACGCAUGCCCAGGGCGUCCGAGCUGGGGCUCGCGCCCCGCUUCCGGGUGGAAGGGCAGGACGGGCUGGCGCCUCUGAUUGGCCGUGAGCGAGGGGCGGCGGUUGCUAAGUAACCGCGUCAGGCCUGAGCCGGCGCGGAGGGGGUGGGGUUUGGCUGGUGGCGGCUUGGAUAUGAAGGCUCUGCCCCUGGCGCUGCUGGCGCUGCUCGCACUCAGGGUCCCAGCGCAGGAACCAGAAAAAAGUUUUGAAAACCAGACAGAAGAUAAUGUUUCAAAACAAGAAGCACUGAAUGAAAGUCAGAGAUUAUCAGUUAAAGAUACAUUUUCUUCACAAGAAGAACAGGCUAAGAAGGAGAAAAAUGAAGAGAGAGGUCGUCAUCUUUAUAAAACAAGCAUUAAAAUAUUGAAACAUUCCAAAAGAAAAAAAGAGAAAAAUGAAGCCUACCAACUACUUACUAAAGCAGCAGAUUUGGGAAAUUUGAAAGCUAUGGAAAAACUUGCUGCUGCAUUGCUGUUUGGUUAUCAUGUUCCUCAAAAUAUAACUGCAGCUGUGGCUUUAUAUGAAACUUUGGCUGAAAAAGGAUCUCAUAAAGGCCAAACUGUAUUAGGAUUUAUGUCUUCAUAUGGCAUAGGAGUGGAGUAUAAUCAAGCCAAGGCACUUCUGUAUUAUACAUUUGGAAGUCUUGGAGGAAACUUGAUAUCUCAGAUGAUUUUGGGAUAUCGUUAUUGGUUAGGAAUCAAUGUUCCAAGGAACUGUGAAGCAGCAUUAAUUAAUUAUAAGAAAGUGGCAAAAUUUAUUGCUGAUAAAUUAGGAAAACAUGAUGACAUGCCAGUAGAAAAAAUGAGACUGAUGGAAAGAUCAGAAAAUAUGAGUUACAACAAUGUCUUCUUAGAUUGGGAUGUACAACAAUACUACAAGUUUUUGGCUAAAAGAGGAGACACACAGAUACAGGUGUAUCUUGGACAAUUACAUCUUGUAGGAAGGAAGGGAGUAGAAAAAGAUCAUUCUAAAGCUUUCUACUACUUCCUAAAGGCAGCAAAAGCAGGGAAUGCUAAUGGUAUGGCAUUCCUGGGAAAGAUGUUUUUAGAAGGAAGUGUUGCUGUGAUACAGAGCAAUGCUACUGCAUUUAAAUACUUCACAAUGGCAGCUGAAAAGGGCAAUGCUGUUGGAAUAUGGGGACUAGGUCUUCUUUAUUUCCAAGGAAGAGGAGUCCCAUUGAACUACACUGUAGCUUUUAAGUACUUUGAAGAAGCAGCUGAGAAAGGUCUGGCAGAUGCACAGCUCCAGCUAGGAAUCAUGUAUCACUCUGGCACUGGAGUCAAGAAAGACUAUAAACUUGCUUUCAAAUAUUUUUACGUGGCAUCUCAAAAUGGGCAACCCAUUGCUGUUUAUUACUUGGGCCAGAUGUACGCUGCAGGAACAGGAGUGUUUAGAUCAUGCCAAAAUGCAGUUGAGCUCUACCGAAGCGUUUGUGAACUGGGAAGUUGGUCGGAGAAGUUCCUGACUGCAUACUUUGCUUACCAGGCCGGUGAGACAGAUUCAUCUCUUGUUCAAUAUGCAUUUUUAGCAGAAAUGGGAUAUGAAGUAGCUCAAAGUAAUUCAGCUUACAUUUUGGAAUCUGAAAAGGUUAAAAUUCUCAGGGAAGAUCACAAGUAUCCUUUGGCAUUUCUCCUGUGGAAGAGAGCUGCAGCUCAAGGCAAUGCAUUUGCUAGAGUCAAAACUGGAGACUACCACUUCUACGGUUAUGGAACCAAGAAGAAUUAUGUCACAGCAGCAUUUUAUUACAGCCUGGCAGCUGAUCACCAUAAUGCUCAAGCCAUGUUUAAUCUGGCAUAUAUGUUUGAACAUGGUUUAGGUAUUCCAAAGGAUAUAUAUUUGGCUAGGAUGUGGUAUGCUGUUGCAGCAAAAACAAGCCCAGAUGCUUCCAUUCCAGUGUUCUUAGCAACUUUGAAACUAGAAGUUACUGUUUUCCUCAGAGAAAUGAAGUUUUUCAAGAUUAUUACACAAUGGAAACUGUCAGAACUGGACAACAUUCUUGGACCACACUGGGAUCUGCUUGUAGUGGCAGUCAUAGUCAUUUUGCUUCUUCUCUUAAUUAGCAAUAGGUACUAGACAAACGUUACUGACAAAGCCUUUUGGCAAUUACUCUUCUUUAUAUUCUGAACUAAUAAAAUGUGUAUUACUUAUUUUUUCUA